AUGUCAAAGUCUGCUGACACGCUGCAGUUUAACCACUGUCUACAAGAAUUUAUGACAGACAGAAAACACGGCCUGAACUGGGAGAAGCAGUCGGCAAAACUUCCAGUGCUGCAGCAACAUCUGCCCUGGGCCACGCUGCUCCGUGGAGGCGACUGCGAGGACGGCACCCGGCCGGGAAGGGGCCAGGCGCUGCGGGCGGCCCGGCACGACCGGUCCCUGCCCUCGCGCCAGCACGCCACGCGCCAGGCCGCCCGCCUUAUCCGUGCGCACCCGCAGCACCACGUCGUUGUCUGUGUGUACAGCCUGGGGAAGGAGACGCUGCUGGUGGACCUGGCCGUGGAGUUCAGCACCUGGGUUGUGGUGAGCCCCUGGCGCCUGGAGCAGAUGCGGCUGCUGGAGCUGCCCGAUGUGUUCACCACUGAGGAGGGGGCCGGCUGGAUCCGUGCCGUGGAUGUUGCCGAGAUCCGCUGGGAUACCCUGGUCAGCUGGAACAUGUUGCACCCUACCAUUGCCAUUGUCCCUACUGGCAGGCCUGUGAAGGCCACCCACCCCAACAUCCACCCCAUUCCGUACUCGGAUCACUCAUCCUUUUCAGAGCUGUGCGAGUUUGUGAAGUGGCUGAAGCCUUGCUCGGUCAUUCCAAUCGUGAGGGGCAGCAUGUGCCAGGCUUACUUUCAGAAAUAUCUAAGUUCUGCCCCCCAGGCACUUCCUGACCUCGAAAUCCCAAAGCCUGUGCAAGAGUCUGUACAGCAGCCAAGCAAGAGGAAGGGGCGGGAACCCAUGUGUCUCUUGAAAAGAGCUGCUCAGCAUUCUGUGCCCCGAGGAGUUGUUUAUGAGUCCCCCGGUUGCACUUCUUGUCACACGGACAAGGAGAAAGGGAAGGAAGAGCAGAGUGGUGAACAGCCAGGAGCAGCAAGAGCUGCUAGCGCUGUUUGCCAGGCAGCUGCUUCUGAUGAGCACUUUCCGACUGGAUUUGCAGAGCAGUUUUUACUCACUCCCUUAAAUGUCCUGAAGCAGAAUUCCUCACAGAAAUUUGACAAGCUGGUAGAAGAUUUCUUUAGGAGGGGAGAAGCGUCCUGA
Messenger RNA from Opisthocomus hoazin, 1080 nucleotides. Lineage: Eukaryota; Metazoa; Chordata; Aves; Opisthocomiformes; Opisthocomidae. The record is from RefSeq and is a predicted model, not a curated record.